Messenger RNA from Carassius auratus (goldfish), 1435 nucleotides. Its product is annotated as fibroin heavy chain-like. The record is from RefSeq and is a predicted model, not a curated record. The transcript has a single exon. Lineage: Eukaryota; Metazoa; Chordata; Actinopteri; Cypriniformes; Cyprinidae. The annotation marks the transcript as partial.
GGAGCUGGUCAGGGAAGUGGACAGGGAAGCGGAGCUGGACAGGGAAGUGGCCAGGGCGCUGGAGCUGGUCAGGGAAGCGGGGCUGGUCAGGGCGCUGGGGCUGGUCAGGGAAGCGGAGCUGGUCAGGGAAGCGGAGCUGGACAGGGCGCUGGAGCUGGUCAUGGAGCUGGACAGGGCGCUGGAGCUGGUCAUGGAGCUGGACAGGGCGCUGGAGCUGGACAGGGAAGUGGUCAGGGCGCUGGAGCUGGACAGGGAAGCGGUCAGGGCGCUGGAGCUGGACAGGGAAGCGGUCAGGGCGCUGGAGCUGGACAGGGAAGCGGUCAGGGCGCUGGAGCUGGACAGGGAAGCGGUCAGGGCGCUGGAGCUGGACAGGGAAGCGGAGCUGGACAGGGAAGUGGCCAGGGUACUGGAGCUGGACAGGGAAGUGGUCAGGGUACUGGAGCUGGUCAGGGAAGCGGAGCUGGACAGGGAAGUGGUCAGGGAAGCGGAGCUGGACAGGGAAGUGGCCAGGCAAGCGGAGCUGGACAGGGAAGUGGCCACGGCGCUGGAGCUGGUCAGGGAAGCGGGGCUGGUCAGGGCGCUGGAGCUGGUCAGGGAAGCGGGGCUGGACAGGGAAGCGGUCAGGGCGCUGGAGCUGGACAGGGAAGCGGGGCUGGACAGGGAAGCGGUCAAGGCGCUGGAGCUGGACAGGGAAGCGGGGCUGGACAGGGAAGCGGUCAGGGCGCUGGAGCUGGACAGGGAAGCGGAGCUGGACAGGGAAGCGGCCAGGGCGCUGGAGCUGGACAGGGAAGCGGAGCUGGACAGGGAAGCGGUCAGGGCGCUGGAGCUGGACAGGGAAGCGGAGCUGGACAGGGAAGCGGUCAGGGCGCUGGAGCUGGACAGGGAAGCGGAGCUGGACAGGGAAGCGGUCAGGGCGCUGGAGCUGGACAGGGAAGCGGAGCUGGACAGGGAAGCGGUCAGGGCGCUGGAGCUGGACAGGGAAGCGGUCAGGGCGCUGGAGCUGGACAGGGAAGCGGAGCUGGACAGGGAAGCGGAGCUGGACAGGGAAGCGGAGCUGGACAGGGAAGCGGCCAUGGAAGCGGAGCUGGACAGGGAAGCGGCCAUGGAAGCGGAGCUGGACAGGGAAGCGGCCAUGGAAGAGGAGCUGGUCAAGGCGCAGGAGCUGGUGAGGGCGCUGCUCAGGGAAGCAGCCAGGGCGCAGGACAUGGCAGCGGUGCUGGACAGGGAUGCGGCCGAGGGAAUUGUCAUGGAUGUGGCCAAGGUCAAUGUUGUGGUCAGGGACAUGUUAAUGGUAAUUUAGCAUAAUAUUUUCUGGAGAUCUUUUCCACUCCUUCAUUCAAAUGGCAUGUUUUCCCUUUUUGCUCAUGUGGUUUAGAAUUUCUGUCUCUACCACCUCAAAUUAAAAAAAAAUAAAACUGCUUGAUUUGAAAAGUUU